Rhopilema esculentum is the source of this 12909-nucleotide messenger RNA. RefSeq lists its product as uncharacterized. The record is from RefSeq and is a predicted model, not a curated record. NCBI's taxonomy places the organism in Eukaryota, Metazoa, Cnidaria, Scyphozoa, Rhizostomeae, Rhizostomatidae. Gene Ontology annotation, molecular function: calcium ion binding; protein binding.
GCCAUUGAAUGCGGUCCCCGUGAGUAUACCUGCACCCUUUGCGUAGUAAGGAAAGGAAUAUUCUUGUUCGAAUUAACGUUUUUAGGCCUUGUUCGCAAUGUUUGCAUUGGAGAUCGUUUGCGACGUGGGCUAAGAUUCGGGAACGAUUGCAUUUGGAAUGGCGGGGUCAGGUUUUGACUCUUGUUGGCUGUGGUGUACAUUUUAGCGUUGCACCGGUGACACUAAUCGUGUCUGGCCAUGGACUGCCGAAAGUUCGUCCUUUUGUUCGUGUUUAUACUGGCAUUUCAUAGUAUUACAACUCAUGGAUUUCCAGGCUCCUGCUUCAUUGCUAGGCUAUCCAGAGAGCGAACUUACAAAGGUGGAGCAGUUGAUAUCGACGACUGGGAUGAGAAGGAUUUACAAGAGAUGGGGUAUCGGAAGGGUCAAGGCUUCAAAGUAAAGGCACACGGUGUGUAUGUAUUCGGGUACACAGUCAAUGCAGAGGAAUCAAGACCAGGCUCAAUACAGGCUUGCAUCAAUGUAAACAAUGGAGCGGACUGUGAGGCUCUGUUGUCAGAAUUCAGCUUUAAAUCGAACUCAGAACAAGGAAAAAAUAUUUCACUGCAUGCAACAGGGUUGAUGAGGCUUUUUGAUGGUGAUUUUGUCUCGGUCCGUGUUGUAUCGAGCGUCCCAUGGAGACUGAGACAACAGUCAAAUGUUUUUGGGUACAUGCUACAUGAGUACGGAAUGGCGUCAGCUUUUUACGUAACUCCCAGCUCCGCAAAUCCACUUUUAGCUAAUCAAAGGCAACUCGUACGAAGCUGGGAUGUUGCUAGGGUGAAAGGUAGCUUUCUGAGCGCACCUUCAUUGUCAAUAAAUCUCGGUGUUUUUUCGGUCCUUCAAUCUGGAUUGUAUUUUAUCGGGUUGCAUGUCGUAAUUAGGAAAAGCAGUGAAAAGGAGAUUUAUAUGGUAACCAUCGUUAGUGGCAACGUUAAUUUAAUGAAGAGAAAAUUUGGAGUCGACGAAGGUGUUGAAACAAUUACAUUGAGCUUGAAUGCUUUGGUAAACUUAGAUCUAGGAAAUAAGCUGUACAUUCACGUUAAGAAACAUGGCAAGUCAGUUUCAAGCAUUCUACCAAGCUCUAGUUACUCUGUUGGAUUGCUUAGAGAAUCUACUUUGGAAAAUCAUGGAUUCAAUUUGAAAUCGUUUGUUAAAGAAAGACUUAAACCGGGCUCAAAGCCUCUUGAUCUAAGUAAAUUUACUGCAGCUCAUAGCGGUGGAUUUGACACGAUGAAGAAAGAAAAGUAUGUGAUUGAGAAGCCUGGAACGUACCUUAUAUGUGUCAAUCUGGAGGUAUAUUGCUCUAAUGCACCAUCUUGUACUUUUUCAUUCAGUAUUAAUGAACACAGUCUGUUAAAUUCAGUUAGAAAUUUGCAUCACAUUCAGGCAUCAACUUGUAGGAUGCUUUUCAUGUACAAAGGCACAUAUCUAUCAUUUAAAAUAAGGAGCAAAAAUGAAUGGUACCUUAUUGAACGAUCAAGUAUAUCCAUGGCUUUACUACAAGAAAUAUUUCCCGCAUUUAGUCUCAGUUCUGCUGUUACUUCAUAUCCAUCCCCAGCCGCUUGGAUUAAAGUGUCAAAACUAUCGGUCAAUGACCAUGACUUUACGCUAUCCAGUGGCUUCAAUGGUGAAGACUUCAUAAUCUCUAGAUCGGGAAUAUACAAAGUAUUUACCAACUUGAUAUUUACAAACUUGAAACAAGCUGCAAUAUCUGCUUGUGUUGCAGUCGAUGGAGAUCUCUCGUCCCCUGAUGGCCUUUUUGCUACUAACAGCGCGGUCAGUGGAAAGCAUACGUUGACGAUUUCUUCCGCCAUUUAUCUGCAAAAGAAACAGCGAUUAGCGGUAUUUGUCAAAUCUAAAGGUCGUGAAAAUUGGAACAUAGACAAGAACAGCUCCAUUUCAUUGAUAUACCUUGGGGAAAGGGAGCUGAUUAUAGGGUUCCAAACAACAUUACUAGAUCAUAAUACCUAUACGUCUAUUGGCUGGCGUACACCGUCUAACUGGAAUAAGCCAAAGUACAUGGCUUCAAAGCCCUGGUCAUUUGCGUCCAAAAGAGGCCCUUCAAUGUUUGGGUCAUACAAAGUGCCAGCAGAUGGCCUUUAUUACAUAUCUACCAAUAUCAUAAUUGGAAAAGCCAAUUUGAUCGACGACCGUUCAUUCUUCAUAGGGAUGAUUUCAAUUAAUGAUCAAACAGAUUCGUAUUUACCUCAUACAAAGCAGUCAAAUAAAUUACAUACGUCUCAAAAUGACGUUGUUAGUGAAUUCACAUUAUCAAUAUCAACUGCUCUUAGCUUGAAGACGAAUGAUUCUAUCUCUGUGAAGAUAUGCUCAAAAUCCGAUGUUGUUUGGAUGAUUCGCAAGGAAAGCGGUUUUUCGGUGAUUCUUUUAUCAGAGGCUUUAAGCAAUCCUUCACCGAAUGGUUUCCUAGCGCGGUAUAUUAAUGUGUCCACUAAAGUACCGUCACAAGAAAACAUUGGGAACUGGACAAUAGUCAGCAAUAACAACAUACAAUUUAGUCUUGGAGAUAGUUUAAAGAUUUCUGGUGACGAAAUACUGGUUAAGAGAACUGGGAUGUUUGCAAUUUUAAUAAAUAUUCAGUUAAAAGAAAACAUUGGGGAAGAAAUAGAACUGGCUCUUAUAGAUGUCUCCUUAAAUAGCAAAAAGGUCUGUUUAAAAAGCACACGAAUAUACAAAGAGGCUUUUGCAGUUUGCAAUUUGCUACUCAUCCUCUUCAAGGGUACAAGGUUAAAAAUUUCGUUAAUGGGACCUCUUGAAAAUCAUUUAGUUAUCUUUGGACCCGCUUCAACUCUCUCAGUCUACAAAAUAGAAAGACCCAAGGCGUACCCAUGGCUAUUUGCAGAACUCCAGGAAAAUAUUCAACCACUCAGUAAGCUUAAUAUUGAUUCUUGGAUGUAUAAAAAGACGCAAAAAGGACGACUCUUGGGGCACGAUGGCUUGACAAGAACGUCAGAUGCCAGGGAGGUGCUUUUGGUGACAGCUAACUUUGUGUUUGACCAAGUUACUAAUGGCAAGUGCACCGUAGCAAUAAGUGAUGCCUUUAGCAACAAAACGCAUAUGGAACUAACAUCACACUACAAUGCGAGCAGCAUUGGUCAAGCCACAUUGUCAUUUUCUCGUGUGAUUGAAUCUUCGCCGGGUAGAAUAAGACAGACAAUCGAUGCACAGGGAUUUUUCAUUAGCAAGACAUCAUCGUUUUCUAUCACACGCCUUCCAAUUUUGUCAAAUGGACAAAGAUUUUCACUGAAUAUGGAUGUGAAUCAGAGUUUAAGCAAAACUGGACGGCUGCCACUCCGACGACGGGCGGUCAGCAAUGCCAAAACGAAUGAACUUUUGAAUCGGGAUUCAGCCUACAUUAUAACGGUGACUCUGGCCGCAAGGUUAAAAACGAACUAUUUAAGUGUGUUAGUUGAGACAGCCGGAGGUGAAAUAUUGAUGCAAAGAAUGCUAUCUAAACAAACAGAUUCAUUAAAUAACUAUAUAUUUUCUGGCAUUUGUAUACCUAAAACACCCGGUAAAGUGAGAGUGUCUGUUCAGGGAAACGGGAAUGACAUCGUCAAUAUAACAAGACAGUCUAAUAUACAAGUGACCUCAAUUGGAGAUAAUUUAAGCCAUAGAGUAGUUUUACCUUUCAAAGCAUCAACAAUUCAUUAUGUUGGUACAACUUCCAUGAUAAAACUGAACAUGCAACCAUCUUUGAAUCAAAAUGGCAUCAUCGUGGCUGAAGACACGGUUUUCAUUCGAAGAACUGGCAUUUACCUAGUGUCACUGGCAGUGCUGAUCACUUCUUUUAAAAGGUUAGUUUACACGGUCUGCCUCAUGGUGAGUGGAGAUAAAAAGGCUACUGUUUAUGCAGUGCAGGAGAUCUUUGGAAAAGGCACAAUUUCUAUUAUGAACUCGAUGUAUUUGCAACGUGGAAUGUAUAUAAACACAUUCAUAACAGUAAGCAGGAGGGCAUCUUUUGAAGUAAUGCCUGGGUCAACGUUGAGUAUCGUUCAAAUCAAGGACCUUGACUUUAAUGUUGACGAAAAGUUGCUUCCUGUCAUAUAUAAGGACAUCCUACCCCCCGGCAACCAUUCCUUGCCUCUUGGACGCCCAUUCUCUUUGACGUGCUACAGCAUUGCAGACGACAAAAUAAUUUACAACUGGUUCAGGAAUGGAAAUCUGGCACAGUCAAGUUACAGUCCUGUUAUCAAAAUCGAUGGUCAACUUCAUGAAUCUGGUGAAUACUAUUGCGAGACUAUGGCAUCUGGGACAAUAAUAAUGUCGAAACCUGUGAAAAUUGGAUUUUAUGAUGAAGAUGAAUGCCUAGCUGGAGCCCACACCUGUACUGGGCCAAACCAAACGUGUAUAAAUCUACCUGGAACAUACAAAUGUGAUUGUGACUCUGGUCUCUUUAUGCGCCAGGGAAAAUGCAAUGAUUUGGCCAAGAAAACAAAAACGGAGACGGCGAAAAUGGAUAAGCUGAACUUGCCGGUUGCUGUAGUUGUUCUGGCUCCGAUAGCCAUAUGUGUAUUUAUAUUCUUGAUAGUCGUUGCAUUGUAUACAUGCUACAAAACGAGGAAAGCAGCCACUCAGCGACUGAUUCGCCACAGCGGCUCAUUCUCUGAUCAAAGGCAACUGCACCGGGAAGACGACACCCUGUCCAGUCUCCACAAUCGCUCUUCAGAAGCGGCGAAUUGCGUAGAGGAGACGCUAGAAAUGCAGGAGCUCAAUUUUCAAAUGUCAAACAAGGAGCUGAAAGAAGUUCGAUUUAGUCUGCAAACCGAUUGUGACUUUGACGAGAAUCUUGAGAUCCAAGACGAAGGAUCGUGGAAAGACGACGGGUACCUGUCACCGAGAACUAUAUGAUUUUGGGUUUGCUGCUGUCAUUGUACAGCCAUUUAAAAAGUGGUUUGGAGUGAGAGCACCGAGAAAGUCGAAUGGCAUUACGGGCAGUCGUAAAAGCCUACGGAGCAUAGGCUUGACAAAGGGUCAAAAUUCAAGUUGCUAUUUGAAUAACUAGCUAAUCACCGCUAGGGAAGAAGCGGCAAUACCCCCUUAGCUAGUACAGUAAAAAGUCAGAAUUUAAUUGUUUUACAAGAUGAGUGAAUACUUAAUAUUCAAGUCCCAUGGUUGCAUGUUAGUUAGACGUUGUCCCCUGUUAUAAGUCAGCCCCGUAUCAUAGCAACCACACUAACAGGCCACUAGUAGGUAAUGCUUGAAUGCGCGCGUUGUUGGACAAAAAAAUGUAUAUAAUUUUAAGGUACACAAGUAGGUUUACUUCUGUAAUGCGACCUUGAUACGAUUUUGUAAAUAUUCAACAAAGCACACGCUGGUCGUUUAAUCCAGCCUCAUUAAAGAUUUUUUAAGAGGGCUUUUUAAUUAAUAUUUUGUUGUAAAUAUGGUUUGUACAUAGCAUUGAAAUGCGUCUUAUCUAUCAAAGGUAAUUUAAAGCUUUGAAAAAGCUUGUUCAUAACUUUGUCUUUAAAACUGCCCCAAAUCUUAGUUGCCGUUCCUAGUUGCCGUAUUGGCAACUUAUACUGAUAUCUGAAGGUUCUGAGAAGUGAUUGCUAGACAGUUCAGAGAGUCGAAGCUGUCCAUAUCCUUCUGUUGAUUUUUUAAAACCCAAAUGUAAGUAUCCUAUUCUUUCUUCUUUUUCAUAUUAUUUCCAAACUUGUCAUGUACAUCUCGCACUGAUUGUAUUAAUUUCCGUAAUUUAAGUUUUGGAUCUAACCAAACUUUUCAAUGUUGAUUUGCGAGCUCAUUUGACUAAACCAACAAUCCUUUGGCCAGUGAAAAAUACAUUCACUCGGGACAAUUUCAGAAUUAAACCAUGCUUAUUCCUAAGAUAAAGGUCUAAUCGUUGUUUUAGAGUCUUUAAAAAUUUCAAACAAAUCAGUCUACUUUUAUUAGCAACUCAGUUGAACCUCCAUUCAGAGGAUUGAAAAUGAUUGAUUGCUGAAGUGCGAAUCGUAAUGAAUUUGGACCAUAUCAACUCGAAUGAACUAGCAUUUAUCUUACCUUGCAUAUCACAUGGUUGAUGCAGGUGAAUCUUUCAGGCUCUUGCUAGAGGGAAACAUCAUCGACACUAUGCUUUCUAUCAACGUGUGGUGUAAAGCGGCAAUGGAACUGUUUAAAGCUCCGAGAAAAAUUAGACCAACCUUUAACUUGUCUGGUGCAAAAACAAAGGAAGACAGAUUUAAAAUUCAGCAUUGCUGCAAAUCUCUAACGUAUUUAAUAAAACAAAGGAUUCUUCUUAUCAUUAACCACUUUCAAAAUUCAACGCAAAGCUUUUGUUGUGUUUAAGCAUUUUCAAAGUCACAAAGGAAUCAACGCGUUGAUACUUUAUCCUCUUGACGAUUUAAAGGCAGUCUGUCCCCUCAAUGAUUGGCUAAUAUGAACAAUAGGUCUUCCCGCCUUAAUGGAUUGGCUGGCCUAGCUGCGGUAGUGGACGACAUUUAAAUCUGCGAGCAAAAAGAUAUCGGUAAUGGCAAAAUGAUUUAAUUACUGGAAUUGACUGAUGAUAACGGAAGCAUUUCCUUUCGCUUUUGACAUAUCUGUCGCAAAAACCAACCAGGGAACACAAUUUUUCUAGCCAUAGCUUCACUUCAACGGGAACACAGCCAUUUGAUUCAAAAGCUCUGGAAUCCAUGUUGUCUCUGAUUGGUUUAAAUCGUUUAAUUAUCGAUCAAGCUCAACGGUGCAUGAAUUUCACUCCCGUGAAAAUAAAGUUGAGCACAAUAAGGGACAGACUGCUUUUAAAACGUUCGAGUUCUGAGAGAUUGCCCCAGCGUAUCGUGUAUCUAUUCUUAUUUGUUCCAAACAAAGUUGACCCAAAACCUCCAAGGCAUUACAGUCAAACAACCAAUAUUUCAGUUAUGACUGGACAAUACAAUUAAUGUAAAGAAAACUGGGCUGAGUAACUUUGAUUGUCAUCAUACAAAAAUUGUGGAUUUAUAGUUCUAGCUAAGGUAGACUUGAUACAUAUUCUAUCAAAUUAGUUUUUAGGGCUGUCACCAGAAAACUUUUUUUGUGACAAAUGUAAUCAUGUGCUGAUGAAACUAACCCGAAUAGUUAUCAACUCAUUACUCGUAGGCCUACCAAGAGCAAAUUAUAUACUCCGAGGAAGUUUAAAUUAUACAUUUUUCAUCACAGUACCAACACUUACUUGGUUUGCAGAGCUUUAAAUUCGCUGAAUCACAAAGUACCAGUAUGCUUCUUUUAAACGUACAUUAGGAUUUUUAUAUUACAGGGUUCAGAAUGAACCAAACAAGACGAUGCACAAUAAGAUUGGAUUUAAUCCGUUCAAUGACAAGGUCGGAAAAUUUCAAGAAACUUUUGUGGAGUUUCCGCACAGGUAGAGUAAUAUUAUCCGGCAAUAAGUUGGUACUUUUUCCCUCGAAUUCAGGCCUUUCCAAGGGUCUUAUCGCUGAUCUAAGCUGUUGGUUUUCGACGGUAACAGGCAUAUCAAUAACUGAGUGGCAGAUUAAAACAACAAUUAUAAGGAAUAAUCUUAAACUGUGUUUUUGGGCGUUGUGUGGUAAUCAAACGGCCAAGAUAGCAGUAUUUUGUUGAAAAGAAAAGAUAACGGAGAAUAAGCGGCUAAUAAUCGAAUCCUCAUGGAAUCCGUUAAACCAACAAUGAAACCUCAAAGCGAAGUAAACAGGAUUUAUUUUGAAAUCUAACCAAGAUAAGCGCGGAGAGGGUUUUCGUAUAAUUGCAAGGAAAAUGCAUGCGUAUUACAAAUUCUGUCUUUAAAAUUACAGUUUUCACAUUUAAUAAAACAGACAAGACGUUUUCGCUCCUUUGUUCCAUCUCAACGUUUUCAUUAAACCAGUGUUUUAUAUGAAUCAAAAGCUGUUACAAUAGAGAAGUUGACCGAAAAGAUCUUUGAAGUCAUCUAAAUGCAGAUAUCAUUUUAUCUAUAAUAUUCGUUCAAAUACGACCGAUAAGUCGCAAAACCUCGAUUAUAUCGGCUAGUUUUGACCAAUAACAAACUCAGUUUUUGCGAAAUAGAUACCAGAGCAGAAAUUCUUUAUCAUGUUCAUUCUUUGUCGCAGAAUAAGAUACUGGUAAAAAGGACUGCGAGAAAAUUUAUAUCAAAAUAUCAAAAUGUUCCAAUAAUCUUACUGAGAAGGCCUAUGGUUGCAACAUACUAAAAUUACUAUUACCCUUAAAACCCAAAAAUUCAAAUGUUUUUCCGCUUAAUGAAAACUAUUUUGACAAUGCAAUGGUGCUUAGAAUAGCCUCCCAAUGAAUAAAGUAGUAUUUUCGAAGCCAUCCAAAUUCCCAACAAUCAAUAACAAGAUAUUUUGUCAUUGUUAUGAGAAGCAAACAGGGCCAAGCAAUAGUCCAAAUUCUUCGCUGCCUUCACCAUCACCGAAAGCGGCAAAAUCCAGAAUAGGCAGGUGCUCAGUUUUGUCUGUAUUGAUAUCAAAUACACUUUCUCCCGACUUGCCGUUUUUAUCCUGGAAGAUGAGAGGAGUUUUAAGAAUUUCAAAACUGAUUUGAGAUGGAAAAUUUUUCAAAAGGAAAAUACUGAAUUCUCAAGGGUGCUACAUUACUGCAAUUAAGUAUAAAUUCAGGCAAAACUGUUCAAAAAUUAACAAUAAAAUGAAAAAGUUAAGGAAGUCGCAAGGUUUAAAAAGAGAUCUUGAUGUUUUUAUAAAUUGAUAUAAAUAACAAUAAGUAGGAUAAUAGAAAAGGAACAAAAAGAAAGAUAAAUUUAAGAUAUACCAAAUUUUAAAAAACAAAUUUCAGGGAGAUGAAGUAAUGAUAAGGAAAAAUACCAAAGUUUUCUUUAAGAAAAUCUGAUUGUUAAAGUUUUACGCACGAAUCUUAUUAGUAAUUUGAAUUUUCUGUGGCAUCUAAUCACCUUGCAUUCGUCCUUUUUGACGUCGAGGAAAAUCCCAGUAUCCCUUGCAUUGCCAUGUAACUCAACUUCAUCGUCUGUGAGAACCUUGAUUGUUCGGUCAUGAAUAAUGUUCUCCUCGUUCGACCAUGCGAUAGAGUUCUUGCACAGAUAUGUGACAUUUUGCCUUGCUCGGUUACUUAACAAUCUCAUCAUUUUCAUUUGGUACACGUCUGCUGCGUAUUGGAACUAAAAACAAAUUGGACGUAUUCUGAUCUUUGUAGCAACUGGUAUAUGUUGCGUAUGUAUAAAGGAGACUUAAAGGCACAUAAGACAUCAUUUAAGGCAUACAAGGCAAAACCUGACUAAAGCAUCAAGCAUAGUACAUAGAUAAAGAGCAGAGACUCGCAUAGACCAAAUGCAUGCUGCACUGAAUGCCUUUGCUUUAUUCACACGGGAUGAAAUAUCAUUGCAAAUUCUUUCCUUUCCUUGCAUUCAGGCAUCUUCCAUGAAGUUUAAAAACAAACGCCAAAUAAAAUAUAUGCCAAGAGGAUACCACACCUUAAAAUUGAUUAUGCAAAAAUUUCCAAUGUAUAUUCUGUUCUUGUACGCGAUGCUUUCACAAAGAUAUGUUUGCAAAGAAGACAUAUAAAUAUAUGUUUAAAGGAAUUGAAUAAAAUGAUAAGAAUAAAAGAAGCAAUAGCAACGUACGCCCUCAGGAGAAAAGUAUAAAUCUUUCAUCAGCCAUACGUACUGAUCCUUACCAGUUAACCACUGGUCUUGCUCAAUCUAAAUAAAGGAUCGAAUAUAAUAAUUUAGCAAAUUGAGUGAUAGUAAUUAGCAAAUUAUUAUAAUACUUAACAGGGUGAUCAUAACGGAUCAAAAUUAAGCAAAAAGAAAACUGCCAGAGUAAGUAUUUGUAGUACAUAAUUUCACUACUGGAAAUUUGAGUAGCGCUCUCUCCUCGAUCUAUUUAUCUAACGAGAGAGCUCGUCGUUUGAGUAUCUCUUUAUAACUGGUACUUUGUUUGAAUGCAUAACCUGUUAUAGUUGUUGUUGCUUGUUGAAUAAAUUUGCUUGUUAAGGAACUGUUAACUGAGAGGAACUAGAAUUUGCACCGGAAAUGAACCAUAUUAAAUGAUAACUUUUUCUAACUGUCCGAGAUUUUCUUGAUCGGUAGAUUUUAAGGCGUGAACAAAUUUUUGACAUGCAGUUAAUAUGGUUCGGCUUGUCAUUAAUUGGCAAGAUCAGAAUUAGCAAUUUUGUAAACAUGAAAUUUAUUCUGCCUUUCUACAAAAUUUAUAAUUGUUAAAGGUAAUGUGAGGGAUUCCAGGUGAAUCGUUCAAGGGGGUAAUGAAAUCGUCCGACAUAGCGAAUGUAAGGGUACAAUUUACAUAAAGAUUUGGUAUAAAAAUCCAUUGGAAAUGGAAAGUCACUUCGUCUUAGUCAAAGUUCAAGUUAUCCGGGAAUACAAAACAGCUUUGUUGAUUGGGAAAUAUCUAGGGAGACUGAAUGGACUUUGAAUUUUUGGAAAUUAUUUUUUAUUUUUCAAAAAAAGGGGAAAGCAAACAGCCAGAAGAAAGAGGUGGCACUUUGAAGUAAAGACAGUACCCAAAUCAGUGGUCAAAUAAUGCUUUGGUGACCUUCAGAUAAUGUCUGGAUAAUGAAAGAAUAGUUGUCUAAACGUGCAAGUUCAACAAAGGCUAUUCACUGCAUCGGGGAAUGCAUUUUUGUGUAAAAUCAUGGCUGAAAAGUAAUUUAAAGCAAAUUCAGCAUCUCAUAAAAUGUUGUCUGUGAAAAACGCUCAUUGUAGCAUUGUCUAAUUAUACUGAUUCAGAGUCAAAUCAAACGCUUUCUAAAAUGAUACCUGUGGAUUUUUUGCAUAAAUGCAUGUCUCCAUUGAUGUUUUAUUGCAGAAUACCAAGACAGCAUCUCUUGGGGAGCCCUCAUUUGGAUCGAUCCAAUAGUCACCUUAAAAUUGUAAGCAUGGUUAAAAUGCAUUUUAAAAACUUUAGGGCAUGUUAGAAUUUUUGAAAGUCUAUCCUUAUGGAGGUUAUUAGAAACUUAAUCUCAUAAAAGCAACGUAAAAAAAUUCCAAUAAAUUCAAAAUGUAUUUCCUACGGACAAGAAAUCUCUAGAAAGACCAUAUCUUGUUUUCAAAUGAGUUUGAGCAACCGAGCUAUUAAAGUAGAAUUAAUAACAGAGUUGUGAUGUGGACUGCUACGGAAGAAUGAAGAAUCUAAUAACUUUGCCUCAUUUUGCAAAUGAACCGCAAAGCAAAUAGGUUUUCUAUGCUUAAUAUUUGAAGCAGUGGGCGUUGCUUUGACUGAAAUAAAUUGUGCCUUACGUUCUAAACAGCAAGAAAAAAUAAAUGCAAAGAAUAGGUAUAAAGGGUAUGUUCAAAGGAUAGAUACCUGAAGGCAACUCAAGCUCAUUCAUAAAAAGGUCUUUGCACGUUCUGGCUGGCUUUCUGACACUCCCUGGUUUUCUGUGAAGAUCAAUGAAUCGACUGUAAACCUCGUGAAAGCUCUUCUCUGUUUCAUCAUCCUGCGAAAUAAUCAAUUCACUGAUGAAUUUCCAGCAUUGCGAAAUUCAUAUAAACAAGAUCUACCUACAAGUGAGCAUAUACCAAAGCCUGACAUAAUCGAAAAGUUAUUCUUAUAAAGUUUUACUUUUACCACAUAAUCUAAAAAAACACUACGUAUAAAUCACUAAAAUAUCUCUAAAAAAUAGAAUUAAUUAAAAAUAUUGCAAAUUGAUUGAGAUAUAUCGUUGUUUUGGCAUUGUUCAUAGAUUAUGGAACAAAAACCAAAGUUCGGUGAUUUGAUUGGGAACGAGCCCGUGCAAAUGAGACCAUAUCUCUUGCCAAUUUGUGGCCAAUUUUUAACAAAUUUAAUUAAUUCACGCAUUUAGUGGUAUUCCAUAAUGGUUCCUUUCGGCUAUAUUGUCCAAACUCAAAAGUUUAAAUCACUUAGAGGUUACGGUCUCUAUUUUCAAACGUCAUAUAGUGGCGACCGAAACAUUCUUAAAAGCUUGAAAGAAAGCUAAUUAAAAUCGAAUUUCUAAAAAAGUUGAUAGGGAAAUAGCAGACACAUAAAUUGGAAAUAAUUUUCAGAUAGACUGGUUUUCUUUGAAGAUGAAGUAUGACGCUGCCCCUUUCCCUUCUGUCUGAUGUAGCGGUAGAGGAAGACUAUACUGAAUUCGACUUCUUUAAGAAAAAAUACAUUACCCGUUUUAUAAGAUCGUCGAUCUCUGCAUCCUAGAAACAAAAUAAUAGGGGAUGAAGUAACGUUUGAAGUGUACCUAUAUCAUAGAAGAAUUAUACAAAUAUGAUAGCAUAAGAAAUUGUAUUUUCAAAAUUGUCUUUUAGAAAAUGUCAUGAUACCACAAAGAAAGGAGGCUUACAUCUGUUAAAUUCAAACUACUGCGGUAAAACUGGUGUCUCGAUUGAAACUGUCCAUGAGAUUUCUUGACGUCUCGCUGAACGGGUCGCCAUUGCUGUGGGGGACAGGAAUAAAGAUAUCGUAAGGAAUCAAGCUACCAAGAGUGAAAAUAAUGAAAUAAUUUUGGCGAGGAUAUUUAAGGUAAAGUAUGACAUAAAGUAACAGCAAUGACAUUGCCGUGUAUUUACAAAAACAAGGCUUUGAGAUCGAUUAUUUCGUUACAAGUUUUAAAAUUUAAAAACAAGUUUUAAGAUUAUUUCUUUAUGAGACCAAAAAUGAUACACUUUUGCUAUAAACAUUAAUACCAUAGAAUCUAUUAAUUAAAUGUCGACGUAUAUUCGUUAGAACAGAGUGCAGAGUGCAGAGUGCAAAGUGCAGAUUGCAUAGUGCAUUGUAAGUGCAGUGCAGUGUAAUUUAGGUUUUUGAAAAUUGAUGCUUAAGUUUGGCUUAUAAAAUUGUUCCAAGUUGCACUAAACUGUGAUGAAAGAUCCAAAAGUAUUUGAUACUUUUCAGGCCAAUUUUUUAACCAUAAGCGGUUUUAAUGCUUUUUAAUUUCAGGAAUUAAAGACUUACUUGG